AUGGAGUUUGGGACCGGAUUUGACAAGCAUGGGGACCGUGUCCCAAGCGAGGAGUGGGUUGAUUUUGAGACCAAGACCAUUGAAGUAGUGGAUGAGUUUGAGCUCGACCAUACAAAAGAAAAGCUGAAUGCCACAAUAAGCAAGGAUCACAUGUCAUUGUCGUUCAUGGACCAGAUGCUAGAGAGAUUGGCUGGGCACAAAACAUACAUUAACCGGUUGAGUAAAUUGGCCAUUCGAGUCGAGAUGUCAGAGGGCCAGCAAGAUUGGUCUGAGGGAUCAGAUGCCCUUUUCUCAGUUUCUCCUAUUAUUACUGUUGAAGUUUUUGAUGUUUGGGGUAUUGAUUUUAUGGGUCCAUUUCCUUCAUCUAGGGGUUUCUUAUAUAUCUUAUUGACUGUUGAUUAUAUAUCAAAGUGGGUGGAGGAAAAAGCCACCAGGACUAAUGAUUUUAAAGUGGUUGCAGGUUUCUUGAGAACUAACAUCUUUUGUAGGUUUGGAGUUCCACGUGUUCUGAUUAGCGAUGAAGGUUUUCAUUUCUGUAACCGGACAAUAGAGGCAUUGCUCAAGAAGUAUGGAGUGACCCACAAAGUUUCGACACCUUACCACUCUCAUACAAAUGGAAUGGCAGAAGUGACCAAUAGAUAG
This is a messenger RNA of Argentina anserina (silverweed cinquefoil), 642 nucleotides long. RefSeq lists its product as uncharacterized. Gene Ontology annotation, molecular function: nucleic acid binding. Gene Ontology annotation, biological process: DNA integration. The transcript has 3 exons. Bases 1 to 642 code for a protein of 213 amino acids. The record is from RefSeq and is a predicted model, not a curated record. NCBI's taxonomy places the organism in Eukaryota, Viridiplantae, Streptophyta, Magnoliopsida, Rosales, Rosaceae.